AUGUCGUGCAGCUACUCUGCACCGAGCCUGUCAAUCACGCCUCUCAACGAAGACAGCGUCGCUGAUUUGGAGCUCCUCGAGCAAUGGCACCGCCGUCAAAUUACGGGCCAUCUCUCUGAUAGUGCGCGGAGCUUGGAGUCCAGUCUCGUUCGAUUGGGUUUCUCGCACCACUACUUACUGAACAGUAUCCUUGCCCUCACGGCGUUAGAGCUCUACAGCGAAGACCAGUCUCGGUUCAAAUGGUACGCAAGAGCCGUCGCUCACCAACAGACCGCACUCAGUCGCGUCAAGCCGCACUUCAAGUCGCCUGAAGCCACCGACCAACAAGCGCUGCUGGGCUUCUCUGCCUUCACCUCCAUGUACGCCGUGGCCGAGCCCUUCAUGCGACCCCAUCAAUUGCGCGCUUUUCAGCCAGCCCAGUUCGAUCCUGUGGACGAGUUGUUGCGCGCCUUUCAUUUCGGGCGAUGCACAACGUCAUUCGUGCAGCAAAGUUUCCCUCCAGCCCUGGUUACAGAGUCCUGGCUUCUCCUGCCGUCCAUGACACGACAAGGAGAUGCUUUCCAGGGUCCCAGUGCAAAAUUCCCACAGUUCCAACCGCUCGUAGACCGCGUUAGGCAUCUCUCCGACCAUUCACAGGAGAUGGCGUGUCUUUCGUCCAUUUCUCAGCUCAUUGGGCGAAUAGCCACCUUGGUUGAUAAUCCCACAGAGCCCGAGAAGGGCAAGGUUAUUUGGGGAUGGGGUCUCGAGGUCCAUCAAGACUUUCUCGACAUGUGUUCGGCGCGGCACUCCGUGGCACUCGCCGUCUUGGCCCACCUGGCCGUCCUGAUGACCUUUUACAGGGAGCACUGGUGUCUCAGGUCAUGGCCUACCGGGCUGCUAAGUCACGUCAAGGGUGUCCUUGGUGAUGAGUGGAAAGAUGUAAUCCAGUGGCCGUGCGAUGUCGUGUUUGGAUCAGUUGCAGUUGCAUAUGGAUAG
Messenger RNA from Verticillium dahliae VdLs.17, 975 nucleotides. RefSeq lists its product as uncharacterized. The coding region runs from base 1 to 975 and encodes 324 amino acids. Gene Ontology annotation, biological process: regulation of transcription by RNA polymerase II. Gene Ontology annotation, molecular function: DNA-binding transcription activator activity, RNA polymerase II-specific. The record is from RefSeq and is a predicted model, not a curated record. The transcript has a single exon. Lineage: Eukaryota; Fungi; Ascomycota; Sordariomycetes; Glomerellales; Plectosphaerellaceae.